GUGUCCACUUUCAAACCAUCAGGAUCAAGUUUUGGGGGCCAGUUGCUAUCAUUCGCUCAAGUGUGUUGGAUGUUAUCUCGGUUCUGUCAAAUUAUGCCUGGGCAAUUAGUCGCUGAUGUUGGAUUGGAUGCUGGUGGUGCAGAGUACCGCUCGAAUGGCUAUAAUCGAAUCCGGGAGUGAGAUUCAUCUCUACUAUAUAUAUUCUCUCAUGUUACAUUGCGUAUAUUCAUGAUCCUAUUAUGCUAUACGACGCGAUGUUCUACCUCCCCCUGCAUCUUUCUUACAUCGUAGCGCCUUGUAAUAUCAGCCCUCGAGCGUUUUACAUUCAUCCUUCCUUUCUUUAUGUGUGCGGCGAUUCCUUCAAGAAGAAAGCAUAGUUCACGAGAUGAAGUCUACUUAAAUCUACCCAUGAUCUGGUUUCUUUUCUUCGUCUUUCUAAUAGGCAGUGCUGGCGCAGCGGGCACCUCUAACAAUUUCAUAUUCCCCUCAAACCUCACCACUCUCAAUGCUUCUCACGUCGUCGAAGGAUCGUACGAAGUAGGCAGCACAGUCGACUUACGAUGGGAUACUAUCUGGGAUAUGGUCACCAUUGUCAUCUGGCAAAAUGGAAAGCCACCUUAUCAAUACCUUCCUAAUUCUGUCCAAAUACCCAAUCUGGUAACUUCAUACACAUGGAUUAUUGAUAUCAGUGGCACGAACGGUAAUCCAGGAUUCGACCUCAACAACGGAUCGACAUUUUAUUUCAUAAUUACGCACACCGGAACCCCCGACUUAUUCGCAAGCCAGUCGAUUAAUAUUACAAAUAAGGCUAUCAGUUCAUCCGCUACUUCUUCUCAUUCUUCUUUGACAAUUGAGACAACAAGUACUGCGAGUAUUUCUCCAGCUACUUCAAGCCCAUCUUCUCCAGCUACCACAUCGAGUGAAUUGAGUCCCGGUGCUAAAGUGGGUAUAGGAGUAGGUGUCACACUGGGUAUUACGGCCAUCAUCGCAGCCUUCGCGCUAGGAUAUCAUCUUCGACAACCUUCAAGAUCUCCAAAUCCUCAUACCAUGACUACGAAACCGGACGAUGAGGCGGCGGAACCGAAACCAUUCGUCUGGCAACCGCCACAGGAACUGUCAUCUAAUGUCCCGCGCCCGAAGCCCCAGGAUCCGAUUUUUGAGAUUCAGGGGUAGGGAAUGCAAGAAUUUGGUCGAAACUUCGCGCCGGGGGGGGGGGGUUGAUCUCUUUUGGUGGUCGCAUGGGUUUGUUUUGACGGAGGGGAGAUCUUCCGAGUCGAUUUUGGUUCGCAUCGUAUGGUUAAGUACCUACGAGCCUACCUAUCGUAAUGCAUGAUGUGC
This is a messenger RNA of Botrytis deweyae, 1338 nucleotides long. RefSeq lists its product as uncharacterized. Bases 343 to 1173 code for a protein of 276 amino acids. The transcript has 2 exons. The record is from RefSeq and is a predicted model, not a curated record. NCBI's taxonomy places the organism in Eukaryota, Fungi, Ascomycota, Leotiomycetes, Helotiales, Sclerotiniaceae.